AUGGACCCUAGCGUCCUCGGGGUGCUCCUCUUCUUCGUCAUCGGGCUCUUAUCCAUGGGAGGUCUCGCUGUACUCAUCUACUGGGCCAUUCCUGCCAUGGCGAACGCUGCUUUCAUCUCUCAUCUUCAUGCUAUCUCUGACUGGGCGCCCGCCGUGCGCGUCCCGCAGGGAAGUACUGCUUCGAACUCAUCAAGAGACACUGAAAGUCAAGAAACUCCUCCGAACACCAGCCGUAUGAAGCUAUGGCUGAUCGAACGUUAUUACCACACAUGCCAUAUCACAAACACAAUCAAGUCUUCUAUCCUAAGCAUCCCCGCCGCCCCACGUCUCCUUCUUACCUCUCCCUCCUUGCAAAGCCAGCCUCUCCCAGUGCCAACAACCACCCCGCCCCUCCCGCCGCUCGCCAUCACCAUUCCCCAGCCGUUCUUCCUCUCCGCCUUCUGGAAGCCGUCCGCCGUCCCGAGGCUCUUAGUCACCUUGGCCACCGGUGUCUCGCGCUUCUACACGCCCUCCGACCCGCUCCCACAGUUCGCCGACGUGGGCAGUAACGGUACGAACAGGGAGGUGCCACGCCAAGCUAGAGGAUUCCUGCGGGUGAAGACCUGGGCGCGGUGGAUGAGCGAGCGGAUGUAUGCCUUCGACAUGGGGCUGCUGACGGUAAGCGACCGUGAAGGCCAAGGCUCGAUACCCCCGAGCGGGUCCGCGUCCUCGGUCAUCACGCCGGUGCCAACGCUCCCCAUCCUCGUAUCGCAGUGGACUGAACCUCCGCCGCCUUCACCCUCCCCGCCAACCACGAGAGCCGCAGUUACCAACCCCACCUACCAGUCCUCCCUCACCUCCGGCCGGGCCGCAUGUGCCUCGCUGAAGGUGGCGAUGAAGACGGAGGACUCGGCCCCUGCCUUCAGGCAAACGCCUGGUACCGAGACUCUACCCAGCAAGAAGACCGUCGAGAUCGCUCUGUUCGCCGUGGGGGACGACCAGCCUAUUCAGCCUUCCAUUAGCAUCAACAACCUCUUGGAUGACUACCUCGAGGAUGGAGAGACUGUUCCGCCGUCGGUAAGCGGCAUAUUCGAUGAGUACCUCGACAUGGACUCCUCCCCUCCUGAGCGGCGUCGCAGCGUUGUUAUGGAUAGUAUAGACGAGGGAGACAAGGAAGAAGCAGAAGGCGAGGGCGGGGCAGUUCCCGAAGCUGCACCCAUCGUCCAGGAGGUGAAGGUCACCGAGCCCCUCACCCUGGUGAGGGUGGUAGCCGUCCCUGCGCUGUCAACGAGCCGCUCUUCCCUGGCGACGACGCUCGUUCCUGUCUUGAGCGAGGAGGCUAUUUUCUCCCUCGGUUCUCCGGACGCGCAGGGAGCCGCCGCCCCUGAAGUUCUUGCUGUGGAGGUCAAGGAACCCGCUCUCGACGUUCUUCCUUCCCCGGAGAACGAUAAGGAAGGGGACAAGUACAGCACCAGCAGCGACGAGUCCAUGUCCGACAUCAUCGCCCAGCUGCCUGUACUUCAAUCAGCGCCCGCUGCGAACGACGAAAAGAACAAGAAGCGCACUCGCCGCCAGCAAGUCAUCACUCGUCCUGUCAUCGUCCCAGCUCCCGCCACUCUGACCCGUCUGCACUCCAAGAAGGUCGAGAAGAAGGAUCAGUAUACGCCCGCUCCCGUCCGGCGGUCUUCGAGCUCAAGCUCUUCUGUACCCACUGGUGACGAGAAGGACAAGAAACGCGCUCGCCGCGCGCAAGUACUCACCAGCGCGGUCGUCGUCCCCGUCCCUACCACCACGCGUCGGAAGAACGCUCCAGCUGAAGAGAGGAAGGGGGGCAAAGUCUUCCGAAGGCACGAAGAGAAACCCUGUCCCAACGCCAUCGGCACUUUGACUGCCGGCGUCGGGAGAGGCGUCGGGCGCGGUGUGGCUCCGCAGCAAAAGGAUCACAUCCGUGGGCCCGCGCUCAAGAGACACCAGAAGGCUGCUGCAAUUGCGAACAAGGAGAACGUCCGUUCGCGGUAG
Molecule: messenger RNA, 1998 nt
Organism: Gloeophyllum trabeum ATCC 11539
Lineage: Eukaryota; Fungi; Basidiomycota; Agaricomycetes; Gloeophyllales; Gloeophyllaceae
Exons: 4
Coding region: 1-1998 (665 amino acids)
Source: RefSeq, a predicted model, not a curated record